Molecule: messenger RNA, 5208 nt
Organism: Vicia villosa (hairy vetch)
Lineage: Eukaryota; Viridiplantae; Streptophyta; Magnoliopsida; Fabales; Fabaceae
Product: putative disease resistance protein At3g14460
Exons: 3
Coding region: 157-3891 (1244 amino acids)
Biological process (GO): defense response to other organism
Molecular function (GO): ADP binding
Source: RefSeq, a predicted model, not a curated record
UACUAACAACUCAAAAGACAAAUCGGUGAUUUACCGCGAAUAAAAUAUUUUUACAAAUGGCAAGAGCAACACAGUUCGCAGCACACUUUCUCAAAGAACGACUUGACUUUGCGCAAACUUCAUCUACAAUCAAUCUCCUGAUUUCCGAUCGACUUUAUGGCGGCGGCAGCUGUUGGCGAAGCUUUUCUUUCUGCUUUCAUUGAAGUCGUCCUCGACAGGCUUGCUUCUCCGCACCUUGUUGACUUGGUCCGUGGGAAGAAACUUGACGUCAAUUUGGUUCAACGGUUGAAGAACACUCUUUAUGCUGUUGAAGCCGUGCUUAACGAUGCUGAACAGAAGCAGAUUCAUGACUCUUCUGUUAACAAAUGGCUUGAUGAUCUCAAAGAUGCUCUCUAUGUUGCUGAUGACAUUCUCGACCACAUCUCCACCAAAGCUGCUCUUUCCAACAACAAGCAGGUCAGUACUGUUAACUACUUCUCUCGCCUUUUCAACUUUGAAGAAAGGGAUAUGGUUUGUAAGCUGGAAGAUAUAGUUGCUAGGCUUGAAUACAUUCUCAAUUUCAAAGAUAUUCUUGGCCUUCAACAUAUUGCAACUCAUCACUCAUCCUGGAGAUCUCCAUCAACCUCUCUAGAUCACCCUUCUAACAUAUUUGGUAGGGAUCAAGACAAAGAGGCCAUACUCAAAUUAAUCUUACAUGAUGAUAAUGAUGUUGAUGAUAACAUUUCCGUGAUUCCCAUAGUUGGCAUGGGUGGGGUGGGAAAAACUACCUUAGCCCAAUCUGUGUUUAAUACUAUAAAGCACAAAUUUGAUGUUCCAGCGUGGGUUUGUGUUUCCGAUGAUUUCGAUGAACUCAAGGUAACCAAGGCCAUCUUAGAGGCAGUUACAGGGAGUUCUUGUAAUAUAAAUAACAAAGAGUUACUUCAUCUUGAUUUGAAGGAAAGACUGUCAGGAAAAACGUUCUUGAUUGUUUUGGAUGAUGUAUGGACUGAAGAUUAUGACAGUUGGAACUCUCUUAUAAGGCCUCUUCAAUAUGGAUCCAAGGGAAGUAAAAUUCUUGUAACUACCCGUAUUGAUAAAGUUGCUUCUAUGGUCCAAACUUCUCAUGCUUACCCUCUUCAGCAAUUGUCUAAUGAAGAUUGUUGGUCCGUGUUUGCAAACCAUGCAUGUCUUCCUCAAGAAGAAUCCAAUCAGUAUAUGGAUCUCCAAAAGACCGGCAAAGAGAUUGUUAGAAAAUGUAAAGGUUUGCCUUUAGCAGCACAAUCACUUGGGGGCUUGUUGCGACGAAAACGUGACAUUAGGGAUUGGAAUAAUAUACUAAAUAGUAACAUUUGGGAAAACGAGAGUAAGAUCAUUCCAGCACUAAGAAUUAGUUAUCAUUAUCUCCCUCCCUAUUUGAAACGUUGCUUUGUUUAUUGUUCCAUGUAUCCUAAGGAUCGUGAAUUUAAUAGAGACGAUUUGAUUUUGUUGUGGAUGGCUGAAGAUCUUUUACCGUCACUAAAAAAUGGGAAAACUUUAGAAGAAGUUGGUUAUGAGUAUUUUAAUGAGUUAGCUUCAAGAUCAUUUUUUCAACGUUCCGGAAGUGGGAACCAAUACCAGUGUUUUGUGAUGCAUGAUCUAGUGCAUGAUUUAGCAACAUUGCUUGGUGGAGAAUUCUAUUUCAGAACAGAAGAACUUGGGAAAGAAACGAAGAUCGGUACCAAGACUCGUCAUUUAUCAUUUAACGAGUUCAGAUAUCCUGUUUUGGAAAACUAUGAUGUUUUUGGCAGAGCCAAAUAUCUUAGGACAUUUUUCACAAACAGUUUUAGUCAUCAUAAAUUCCAUAAUGAAAAGGCAGCAUGCAUCUUUUUUUCAAAUUUGAAGUGCUUGAGAGUUUUGUCAUUUCGAAACUUUUCUAAUCUUGAUGCAUUGCCUGAUUCGAUAGAUGUAUUGAUCCAUUUGCGUUAUUUGGACCUCUCUUGUACAUUAAUACAAACAUUGCCCGAGUCAUUGUGUGAUUUGUAUAAUCUACAAACGUUGAAGUUGUACUGUUGUCGAAAACUAACCACUCUUCCCAAUAACAUGCAAAAUCUUGUAAAUCUACGCCAUCUUGAUAUCAGUGGACUAAAUAAGUUGAAAGAGAUGCCUAGAGAAAUGAGAAAAUUGAUUAAUUUGCAACAUUUGGGUUGCUUUGUCGUGGGAACGCAAGAAGAGAAAGGGAUCAAGGAAUUGGGAACACUUUCAAAUCUUCACGGAUCACUUUCCAUUAGGAAGUUAGAGAACGUGACCAACAACGUUGAAGCAUCACAGGCAAAGAUAAUGGAUAAAAAGUACCUUGAUAAAUUAUCAUUUGUAUGGUCUGAAGAUGCAAAGAACCAUUUUACAAGUUCUCAAAGUGAGAUGGAUAUACUUGGAAAGUUACAACCUUCCAAGAACCUGAAAAUGCUAGAUAUUGAUGGGUACAGGGGCACACUAUUUCCAGAAUGGGUUGGACAUCCUUCCUACCAAAAUUUGUCUAAGGUAUCUCUGUCUGGUUGUUUAAAUUGUUGUAUCCUUCCAUCACUUGGACAAUUAUGCUCUCUCAAGGUCUUGACAAUCAGUAAAAUGAAUAUGCUGGAGACUAUUGGAACUGAAUAUGACAAUACCUUUUCAGGGACGUAUUUUCCUUCCCUUGAACAUCUGAAGUUUGUUGAGAUGCCAUGUUGGAAAGUGUGGCAUCAUCCUCAUGAGUCAAAUGUUUAUUUUCCAGUAUUGAAGUCUAUUGUGAUUAAAGAUUGUCCCAUAUUACAUGGGGAUUUGCCAUCUUAUCUUCCUGCUUUGGACACAAUUCGUAUUGAAGGAUGCAACCAGCUUGUUUCUUCUCUCCCAAGGGCUCCUGCCAUCCGCAGAUUAUACAUAUUUGAAAGCAAUAAUAUAGCCUUGAAUGAGCUACCCCUUUCAUUGGAAGAGUUGGAUGUUGGAGGAAGUGAGGUGACAGAGUCUGUCUUUGAAGCCAUUACCAUCACCCCACCAAUUUCUCUUAAAAUAUUAGUCAUCAGGGAUUGUUCUUCUGCAAUAUCGUUUCCAAGAGAUUGUUUACCCUUAUCCUUAGAGAGUUUGUCCAUCAAAAAUUCUAGUAAUCUAGAUUUCCCAAAGCCAAAUUACGGGCAUGAGUCACUUAAGUAUCUCUUUAUAGAUAGAAGUUGUGAUUCUCUCAUAACCCUCCCAUUGGAUACCCUUCCCAACCUCCAUCAUCUGCGUAUCGGCAACUGUGAAAACAUAGAAAGUCUUUCCGUUUCAAAGGUUCUUCAAAAUCUCGAUGCUAUUAACAUUAGUGACUGCCCCAAAUUUGUAUCAUUCCCAGGAGAAGGACUGUCUGCACCCAACUUGACAUCAUUGUAUGUCUCCAACUGUGUCAAUUUAAAAUCACUGUCUUGUCACAUAAAUACUCUUCUCCCAAAGUUAGUUAGUAUGUCUAUAUCUGAAUGUCCAAAAUUGGAGAUGUUUCCUGAAGGGGGUAUGCCGCCUAGCUUUAGAACAAUUUUGAUAGCGAAUUGCGAAAAAUUAUUGAUGACCACAUCUCUAACUUCAAUGGACAUGCUUACCCAUCUUUUCACUGGUGGUCCAUGUGAUGGUGUCGAGUACUUUCCAAAGAAGGGUUAUGCAUUGCUACCUCCCUUCCUUACCUACCUGCAGAUAUUUAACUUUUCAAAUUUGCAGACGUUGGAUUGCACGGGGCUUCUCCACCUCACUUCCCUGAAAAUAUUAACAAUUAGAUUCUGUCCCAAGCUGGAGAAUAUAGUGGGUGAAAGGCUGCCUGCUUCUCUAACAGAACUUAGUAUCUCUGCAUGUCCUUUGCUGAAAGAGCAGUACCGGGUGAAAUACCCGCAAAUUUCCCACAUCCCUGGCAUUGUAGUUGACGAAAAAUGGAUUUAGUAAGCUUGAAGUUGGUUUGCAGUUUGUUGUACAUGGUCAUGUGGACACUUCCAUCAAUUAAACUGCAGAGUCAAAGCAAGCAUUUUAUUUCACAUUUUCAGAUAUUGAAGCGACUUACUCCCAUGUUGAUUAUGCUGGGAAUAUCAAUCAAUCAUGGCUUUGGUUUGUACAAUCAAAGAUACAUUACAGAAAUUUUAUGCUGCCGAGACUGUAAACAGAAUUUGAUCCUUCUAGAAGUUGCUGCUGCUAUUAUUACUUCGCAUUUGUUGACUUUGAUUGGAGUUAACAAGGAAAUAGAAUAGAGCGAGGCUGUGCUAAUUUGAUGCAGGAGCGGACUAAUGGUGUAACAAGGAAAUGGAAUUCCAAUUCUUACUGCCAUCUAACUUCCGAAGCCGUCCCGCAAAGAUUGAUUGGAAAAUCUUCAAAUUAAUAUUUUUUAAAACUUAGGCAUCAAAAGGCUGAUUAGAGCAUACUGCAUACAUCUGUACUGCUGAAGAUGAUCUAUUGCUAACUUCUUACCAGCAUGAAGCCAUGAGUUAGCUUACUGUGUCAUGGACUCAUGAUACGUGUUUCCCCAGAGGCUUGUCGUCCGGAUAAACUAUCUGUGCUAAUCACCAGAAUCUGGGAAUCCGCCCAAGAAACAACUCAGCUGCAUUUUACCAAACUGUCCCUUCAACUUGUAAAAUUGAUUAAACUGUAAAAGUGUUUUGUAAGGUAAUGCCUGGUUUCUGUUAUUUACUGAAUGAGUUAUAAUGUCGGUGUAGGGGAUCUUAGUAGCACAAGUUUCUCGAACAAAUUAGGCAUCAUUAAUAACAACUUACAAUUUUGAGUAAUGGUUCUUGGCUUUGUUUAUGCUAAAUCUAUUUCCAUAAACAUCAUUAUGUGUCCUUUUGAUUCUUUAGUCCCUUGUUUAGCAUUGAUUUUUACUUGGUAUCUUUAAUUGAUUUUCCUAUCAAAUAAUUAAUGGCAUAUGACAUCAUAUGAAAUGCCAUUUUUGGUGGAAACAUCAUAUUUAUACGUUCCGGUAUCAUUUAGGGAAAAUGAUGUGAAAAUCCCAUUUGCGCUUUCCCACUUUCAAAGAUGAUGAAUACUCCCUCUGAUCACUUUUAUAAGCAAAAUUUCAUUUUUCAAAUUUAUUGAAUAAUCAAUGUAUUUGGUCUAUAUAUAUAUAAACCAGAUAUAUCGGUUAUUCAAUGAACCUGAAAUGUGGAUUUUUAUUUAUAAUAGUAAGUUACUCGAGGGAGUAUAUUAGUAUUGGUUUGACUAACGAUUAUUAAAUUAACCGACUAAUUCUACGCCACAAGCUGUUAACAGCCG